Molecule: messenger RNA, 648 nt
Organism: Liolophura sinensis
Lineage: Eukaryota; Metazoa; Mollusca; Polyplacophora; Chitonida; Chitonidae
Exons: 5
Coding region: 15-503 (162 amino acids)
Molecular function (GO): calcium ion binding
Source: RefSeq, a predicted model, not a curated record
UAUUGACUCACAAAAUGGAAAUAGUUUUGGUAUUCGCCGCUCUUGUCAGCUUGGCCUGCGGCCAAGGAAUGAUUGACUUUAAGCCGUACAACGAAACAGCGGCGAGUAUGUUUAAAGUAGAAGACACGAAUGGGGAUGGUGUCUUAUCGAGGAAUGAAACCGUGGGCAGUUUUGUCAAGUUUGACUUUAACGGAGAUGGAAGAAUCGAACGACUGGAGUACGCAUGCUACCAGUUCAACGUUCAUCCGGCUCUGGGAAGCUUUGCACAUGCUCUCUUCGACGAGUACGACACUGACAACGAUCACCAUUUGGACAUGCAUGACAUUGAGAGAUUAUACGAUAGAAUGGAUACAAACAGUAAUGGUGACGUCGUUGAAAGUGAAUUUGCAGAGUUUUGGAUACAGCUCUUCAAGAAAUACGAAAAUUACCACAUCCACGGCGCCAAUCACCCGAAACACGAACCUAAAGCCUGUGAACACAUCCACGGUGGGAUCAUCGGUUAACAAUGUUCCCCUGCCAGUUCAGUAACCAGCCUGAAGCUAGACAUUUUACCCAAAUAGCCCUACCGCCGCGAGGACGGAUGAAUAAAUUGUGGACUGUGUGAAUUCUUUUUCUUGUAUGCUUUACGAUAAACGUUACCAUUUUUCG